AUGAUUCUCUCACGGCGCGCAGUGCUCUCCCUCGGCGUCUCCUUCUUCGUCGUCUUCUUCUUCGCAGCCCGACAUCUUACACAGCCAUGGAGUAAAUUUCCCCAGGCCGUGGGCCUAGGUGACUUUGUCUACCCCGUUGGCAAAAACGGAACCAAGAACCUCAAUGGCACUGUGGGAUAUCAAACCCCGUAUGCCCCUCAGCCAAACUUUGUUCCCGGCAUCCCCAAGCCACCCGGUGCUGAAUAUUCAAAGAGGCUCGUGGUUCCGCGCACGAAGACGGAGGAUGUCAGUUGGAUUGAUACGGAGCUGCCCGAUUGGGACACUGCGAUCUACGUUGCCAAUGACCCUCAUGCGCCGCUCCACCCGCCGUCGAACAAAGGUCACGAAGUCAUGGUCUACCUGACCUACGUGAUCGAUUACUACGACGACCUGUCUGACAUCUCUGUCUUCAUACACUCCCACCAGAACGCAUGGCACAACGAUGAAAUUUUCGGCGGCGAUACGGCAGAGAUGCUUCGUCGUCUGAACUUAGAUCGAGUUGCUCGGGAGGGAUACAUGAAUCUACGCUGUGGUAUGGCCCCGGGCUGUCCGGCCUGGAUGCACCCCGGGGCUACGGUGGAAGAUGAAUCAAAACAAGAAGAGCUGAUGCUGGCCCGCGCUUGGGGAGAGCUCUUCCCCGAUGAUCAGGUUCCGUCAGUGCUCGCACAGCCGUGCUGUGCGCAGUUUGCUCUGUCACGCGAGCGAAUCCGGACGAUCCCUCGGGCCCGCUUCGUCUACUACCGCGAUUGGCUUCUGCAGACCGAUUUGAGUGACUACAUUGCAGGUCGCAUUUGGGAAUAUCUUUGGCAAUACGUUUUCACAGGUGAACCAGUUGUCUGUGUAGAGGAGAAUAUUUGUCUCUGUGAUGGUUAUGGUAUUUGUUUCGGUGGACCGGACGAAUUCCAAGCCUACAGGGAUGCAGCUGAUCAGCUGAAAUAUCUCCAGCAAGGUUUAUCGGACUGGUCAUUCUUGGCGGAUGAUUUGGCGUUCGCUGAGAAGAAUGGGGAACUGGAUGAGACGAUGGAAUUGAAUAUUCCGCCGCUUGGUAGCGAGGGCACAAUGAAGGAGGAAGUCGACAGAGUUGAGCAAAGAGUUGCUCAGCUCAUUCACGAUGCCCUUCGACGCGGCGAAGACCCCAAGCUCCGUGCUUUAGAAGCGCGCCGUCCCUGGAAGGAAGGCGAUGGCUUCUAG
Molecule: messenger RNA, 1230 nt
Organism: Penicillium longicatenatum
Lineage: Eukaryota; Fungi; Ascomycota; Eurotiomycetes; Eurotiales; Aspergillaceae
Product: DUF3431 domain-containing protein
Exons: 1
Coding region: 1-1230 (409 amino acids)
Source: RefSeq, a predicted model, not a curated record